Molecule: messenger RNA, 8823 nt
Organism: Spea bombifrons (plains spadefoot toad)
Lineage: Eukaryota; Metazoa; Chordata; Amphibia; Anura; Pelobatidae
Exons: 20
Coding region: 1-8823 (2940 amino acids)
Biological process (GO): regulation of transcription by RNA polymerase II
Molecular function (GO): DNA-binding transcription factor activity; RNA polymerase II cis-regulatory region sequence-specific DNA binding
Source: RefSeq, a predicted model, not a curated record
AUGCGCCGUCUGAAGUAUGUGCUACACGGGAGGCCAAGAGGGAACUACAUGUCCCGUGAUGCUCUGCGCCCGCGGCUUGCUGUCUGCGAGAGACCGGAAGCUGGUGAAGGGUUUAAGUUCAAGACCUCUUCAUACUGGAGGGUAGCUGCUAACUGUCCUGACGAUCAGCUUAAGCAUCAGUCGUUCUACAUACAGGAACCUGUAAAUAGCAGAGGCCCUCGUGAUUACAGCUGUGUCUUCAUAUUUGAUCGAUGGGAGCGGGGUGAUAUCGUGAAGAAACCUGGCGAGGAUGACGCCAGCAGCUUCGGGCCGUGUGUGCCUGGAAGAUAUGGCGGGACCCGGAUCUCUGGUGCGGUGACUCCGUCCGUCUCGGAAGCGCCUGAGAUGGAAGGAGCUGCGGGGUUUCCCUCCGAGGAGCUGCAGGGCAGUUCUGUAGUACACGAGGAGGAGGCGGCGGCGGCGGCGGCGGCGGAGGAGGAGGACGGGUCCUGCGAGAGGAUCGACAGACACGCCCCCGAGGAACCCGCCGGGCGGAAAGAAGAAGAUAUUGCUACGCAGACGGAACGCACGGCUUCUUCUCCUCGUAUUAAGGUGGAGCCCGCCUUGCGCCCAGAUGGAACGUCCACCGACAUCAAGUGGGAGCCGCCCUACGAGGAAGCGUAUUCACCUAUAGAGUAUGUCUCUAUCUGUAUAAAGGAGGAGUCAACGCCGUACGAUGGGAGCUGUUGGGGUGCUGACCCUCACACCCCCCCGGAAGAAACGCUUAAUGCCCGUGUAUCUACCGAGCUUAAGGAGGAACCUGCUUGGUCUGAGGUCUACGCUGAAGAAGAACACCGACAGAUAGAGUACACAUCUGUCUGUAUAAAGGAGGAAUACCCUUGUGAAGACCACCCUGAUCUAUUUACCCAGACCCACUGCCCCGAAUACGGCGUCCACGUUAAUAUCUCCGACUCGGUCCAGAGCCGGAACGUUUGUAGAGGAAUAGACCAGACACCAGAGGAGACCAGAAAACGGCCCGCUUAUAAGCUGUGCGCCGGGCAGGACGUCGAGGAGAACGUCUUCCUGCCGGCCGGCGAGAGCCGCGGGUUUUCGGGCGGUCUGCUGAGGGAUAAAAGGACCAAUCGGGACGACAGGUCCUUCGUGUGUCCUGACUGCGGGAAAGGCUUCACGUGUAACUCCAACCUGGUCAUACACCAGAGGAUCCACACGGGCGAGAGGCCCUUCUCGUGCUCCGAGUGCGGCCAGUGCUUCUCCAACAAGUCCAAUCUGAUCACCCAUCACAGGAUCCACACGGGGGAGAAGCCCUUCCUGUGCUCCGAGUGCGGCAAGCGCUUCUCCAGGAAGACCGAACUGGCGUCGCACCUCAAGAUUCACACGGGGGAGAAGCCGUACGCGUGCUCCGAGUGCGGCAAGGACUUCCUGAGGAGGUCGGAGCUGGUCAAACACGUGAGGGUCCACACGGGAGAGAAGCCCUUCGCGUGUCCCGAAUGCGACAAGUGCUUCUCCAGCAAAUCCAACCUCUCCAUACACCAGAGGAUCCACACGGGCGAGAAGCACUUCUCCUGCUCGGAGUGCGGGAAGUGCUUCGCCAGCAAGUCGUAUCUGGUGACCCACCAAAGGACGCACACGGGCGAGAAGCCCUACCUCUGUUCCCAGUGCGGUAAGUACUACUCCAGCAGCGCCAACCUCAUUACGCAUCAGAAGAUCCACAAAGGCGAGAAGCCGUUCUCCUGCCCCGAGUGCUUCAAGGCCUUCUCCACCAAGGCCAACCUCGCCACGCACCGGAGGACUCACUCGGGCGAGAAGCCCUUCGCGUGCCCCGAGUGCGGCAAGUGCUUCUCCAACAAGUCGGUGCUGAUCAUCCACCGCAGGAUCCACAGCGGCACCAAGCGCUUCUCGUGUCCCGAGUGCGGCAAGUGCUUCACCGACAAGUCCAACAUGGUCCAGCACCAGCGCAUUCACACCGGGGAGAAGCCCUACUCGUGCCCCGAGUGCGGGAAGCUGUUCUCUUCCAAGUUGGGUUUCGUUAAACAUCAGAAACUUCACGCCCGGGAAAAGCUCCAUUUGGCGUACAAAAGCUUCACCAGGAGUAGCAUCUCAAGAAAACAGGAGAGACGAUCUGUGAGAAAUAUGGAUGAAGAAUCCUCUACCCGGGGUUCUGGAAAUCUCACAAAUAAUGUUGUUUUUACCCCUUCGGAAAACGCACAACUAGAACCACCUUCUACUUGUGUGAAGGACCGGUCCAGCUCUCGUUCAGAUGGAAAUCUCCAAAGCAGUGGCAUCGGCGCAUGCGUAGAGGAUACCUCCUCAUCUUCGAUGAAGGAGGAAUCGUCCUCGCGUGACGGGAAUGUCGGCGCUGCUCGCACCCCGACAGAAUAUGCCUUCGCUCACAUUAAGGAAGAAUCCUGCUCGUCGGAGGAAGGAAGUCCCACGGACACCAUAGCCGUUCUUAUUAAGGAGGAGUCCACCUCAAGCGAAGGUGGAAGUAUCUCGGACGCGGACCUGAACGUGUUUGUUAAGAUGGAGGAAGACUCAUGCGAUGAAGGCAGUCUCACGGACACAGACUACAUAUCAGUCCGCAUUAAGGAGGAAUCGACAGAUGAAGAAGACGGUCUCGUGGAUACGGGGGUGACGGAGUCCUCUCAUAUUGAGGAGGCCUCCGCUCCACGUAGAGGAAGAAGUCUCCAGGACACCAAGAACGGUGCGAGGGGCAAGAGGCUGAGGGUCUUCCAAACGUCAGCAAGUUCAGCCGAUGAGGCGGCGCGGACCGGCGGGGCAACGUGGGGCUGUCCCGAGUGUCAGAAAUGCUUUAGUAGCGGCUCGGAUCUCGCGAAGCACCAACGGAUUCACGCGGGCAACAAACCGUACUCCUGUUCCGAGUGCGGCAAACGCUUUCUCAAUAAAUCGCAUUUUGUGAUCCACCAGAGGAGCCACACGGGGGAGAAGCCGUUCGCGUGCUCCGUGUGCGGGAAGGGCUUCCCGAGCAAGUCAAGUCUCGUGAAACACCGCAACAUUCACACGGGAGAGAGGCUGUUUUCCUGCUCCACGUGCGGGAAGAAUUUCAGCCAGAAGGCCACUCUCACGUCUCACCAGAGGAUCCACACGGGGGAGAAGCCCUUCUCGUGUUCCGUGUGCGGCAAGCGCUUCACCGAGAAAUCGGGUCUCGUGUACCACCAGACCAUCCACACGUCCGAGAAGCCGUUCUCGUGCUCUGACUGCGGGCGGUGCUUCACCACGCGCUCGCAUUUCAUCAUCCACCAGAGGAACCACACGGGGGAGAAGCCCUUCGCGUGCUCCGCGUGCGGGAAAAGCUUCACCAUGAAGUCGAGCCUGGUGAAACACGAGAGGAUCCACACGGGGGAGAGGCCGUUCUCGUGUUCCGUGUGCGGGAAAUCUUUCACCCAAGACGCCCAUCUUAUUUCGCACCAGAGGAUCCACACGGAAGAGAAGCCGUUCUCGUGUUCUGAGUGCGGGAAGUGCUUCACCGGGAAGUCGGGGCUGGUCUACCAUCAGCUGAUCCACUCCGAGGAGAAGCCGUUCUCCUGUCCCGACUGCGGCAAGCAGUUCAACACCAAGUCGCAGUUUGUCGCCCAUCAGAGGAUCCAUACGGGGGAGAAGCCGUUCUCGUGUUCUCUGUGCGGGAAGUCCUUCCCGAUUAAAUCAAGCCUUGUCAAGCACCAGAGGGUUCAUUCCGGGGAGAAGCCCUUCUCAUGCCUCGAAUGCGGCAAGUGCUUCACGUUCAAGUCGAGUCUCGUCACGCAUCAGAGCGUUCACACGGGAGAGAAGCCGUUCUCGUGUUCCGAGUGCGGCAAGCGCUUUUACACCAAGUCGCACUUCUUAAGGCAUCAAAGCGUGCACACGGGGGACAAGCGUUACCCAUGCGCGGAAUGCGGCAAGGGCUUCACCGAUAAGUCGGGUCUCGUCUACCAUCAGAGGAUCCACACGGGGGAGAAGCCGUUCUCGUGCUCUGAGUGCGGAAAUAGUUUCGCGGCGAAAUCGAGUCUCGUGGCGCAUCAGGCGGUUCAUGCGAGGGAAAAGAGAUACCUAGACGCCAAGUUACAGCACCCGAGUCCAGAUGACCUAAAAGCUGCGCUCCUUGUGCACCUCUAUGAACCCCCACUCCUCCAUGGAAAAACAGACGGUGACAUCAUCACACCUCACAGGAACCUGGAACACAGCGACAGGGUUACCAAAGAAGACCUCAUGGUCCUCGCCAUCCUCACCUCUCCGGUCAGCAGCUGGAUGAUCUUGUUGGUCAGGUCCAGGAUCUUCUGCUCGCUGUCUCUCCCGCUCGUGCUACUGAAGAACUCUUUCUCCACGCUGGGACUCGUGCGUCGCGUUUCCUGUGAAGGAUCCGCCCCCCCGGGGACCGUCUGCUCGCCCGCAUCUCUUUCGAGUGGAUGCAGCGUCUCCCUUUGGAGCUCCGUUAUAGAAGAAGGACGACGACUAGAAGGACCUCUGAAGAUGGAGAACGUGCAGACUCUCCUCUCACUAGACCUUUCAUCGAUACGUUUUGGUCCAACAGAUGGCCCUGUGGUCAGGAGGAGUCCGGAAGGGUUGGAGGCAGCAGACCGCGGCAGCUGUACGCGAGACGAGCCGUCGGAGGUAGAACGCGAUUCAGAAUAUCUCUCCGUUCGUAUUAAGGAGGAAUCGGACGCACGUGCACUCACUGAAUCUACUCGGUCUGUCCGGGUCAAGGAGGAGCCCGGAGAUGACAACGCUACAGACGUUGCUAAUGGCACACGGAUAGAAUGCGCGUGUCCAAUUAAGGAGGAGGAGGAGGAUGGAAAUGUUGCUGACGUCGGCGCCUACGCACCCACAGAACGUGCGCGGUCGCAAUAUAUAUCAGUCUGCGUCAAGGAGGAGCCCGGCGGCCAUGAAGGUGCUACAGACGCCGCCGAUUGUGCGAAGGGAGGUGGCAUCCGAAUAGGAUGUGUGUAUUCAAUCAAGGAGGAGGACGAUGGAAGUCUUGGCGACGUCGGCGCCUACGCGCCCGCAGAACGUACGCGGUCAGGAUAUACGUCGGCCCGUGUGAAGGAGGAGCCCAGCGGAGAAUGUGAGAGCGCUAUUAAGGGGGAGGAGCUUGCCUUGUGUGAAGACGCUUGCGCGCCCGUGGGACACACGCCGUCGGCGCGCUCCUCCGAUUGUAAGGAGGAACCCGUCUUCUGUAACGGAGCCUUCGAGGGCACUGGCGUUGCGGGUUUGGUGGUCGGCAACAAACCAGAUGUCCCUCAACGGCCGGCGGCCAACAAGGAGAAGAAGCUGGCCUGUCCUGUCUGCGGCAAAGCGUUCGCCUUCGGAGCGGACCUCCGCAUUCACGAGCGCAUUCACACGGGGAAGAAGCCCUUCGGCUGCUCCGACUGCGGGAAGUGCUUCACCCAGAAGUCCAACCUCGCCCAGCAUCGGAUGAUCCACACGGGGGAGAAGCCCUUCUCGUGCCCCGAGUGCGGCAAGCGCUUCUCCCGCCAGUGGUAUCUCGUCACGCACCAGCAGACUCACGCGGGGGAGAAGCCCUUCUCCUGCUCCGAGUGCGGGAAGCGCUUCACCCUCAACUCGCAGCUCGUCCGCCACCGGAAGAUACACACCGGCGAGAGCCUGUACCCGUGUGUCGUGUGCGGGAGGACCUUCACUAGGAGGUCCAUCCUCCUCGGGCACCUGCGCAUGCACCGGGGGGAGAAGCCCUUCCUGUGCGAAGAGUGCGGCAAGAGCUUCACCCGCAAAACCAACCUCACCAAACACGAGUUCACCCACCAAAAGGAAAAGUCGUACAUCUGCGCCGAGUGCGGGAAGUCUUUCGUCCGGUUCGGGCAGCUCGUCAAGCAUCAGCAGGCGCAUGCGCAAAACAAGCUGGGGGCUACGGGCCAGUGCGUGUCCUGUGAAGGAUCCGGCCCCCCGGGCACCGUCUGCUCGCCCGGAUCUCUUUCAAGUGGAUGCAGCGUCUCCCUUUGGAGCUCCGUUAUAGAAGGUGUGUUGGAAGUGGAGCUGGGGAGGGGUCCGGCGGUGUGGAUUCACUGCUUCUUCUACACAACUGAUGUCUACCACGGCCGCUAUCGUUACCCUAGUCACGAUCGGUCUUCAAUCAACACUGAGGAAGAGAGAGAGGCCACUUCUGUGGAAGGACGACGACUAGAAGGACCUCUGAAGAUGGAGAACGAGCAGACUCUCCUCUCACUGGACCUUUCAUCGAUACGUUUUGGUCCAACAGAUGGCCCUGUGGUCAGGAGGAGUCCGGAAGGGUUGGAGGCAGCAGACCGCGGCGCCUGUACGCGAGACGAGCCGUCGGGGGUAGAAUAUCUCUCCGUUCGUAUUAAGGAGGAAUCGGACGCAUGCGCGCUCACUGAAUCUACUCGGUCUGUCCGGGUCAAGGAGGAGCCCGGAGAUGACAACGCUACAGACGUUGCUAAUGGCACGCGGAUAGAAUGCGCAUGUCCUAUUAAGGAGGAGGAGGAUGGAAAUGUUGCCGAAGUCGGCGCCUACGCCCCCACAGAACGUGCGCGGUCACAAUAUAUAUCAGUCCGCGUCAAGGAGGAGCCCGGCGGCCAUGAAGGUGCUACAGACGCCGCCGAUUGUGCGAAGGGAGGUGGCAUCCGAAUAGGAUGUGUGUAUUCAAUCAAGGAGGAGGACGAUGGAAGUCUUGGCGACGUCGGCGCCUACGCGCCCGCAGAACGUACGCGGUCAGGAUAUACGUCGGCCCGUGUGAAGGAGGAGCCCGGCGGAGAAUGUGCGAGCGCUAUUAAAGGGGAGGAGUAUGCCUUGCGUGAAGACGCUUGCGUGCCCGCGGGACACACGCCGUCGGCGCGCUCUUCCGAUUUUAAGGAGGCACUCGUCUUCUGUUACGGAGCCUUCGAGGGCGCUGGCGUUGCGGGUUUGGUGGUCGGCGACAAGUCGGAUGUCCCUCCACGGCCGGCGGUCAAAAAAGAGAAGAAGCUGGCCUGUCCUGUCUGCGGCAAAGCGUUCGUCUUCGGAGCGGACCUCCGCAUUCACGAAACAGAGUGCAUUCACCCGGGGAAGAAGCCCUUCUCCUGCUCCGAGUGCGGGAAGCGUUACAGUCAGAACUCGCAGCUCGGCCGCCACCGGAAGAUACACACCGGCGAGAGCCGGUACCCAUGUGACGUGUGCGGGAUGACCUUAACCAGGAGGUCCACCCUCCUCGGGCACCUGCGCAUGCACCGGGGGGAGAAACCGUUCUCGUGCGAAGAGUGCGGCAAGAGCUUCACCCGCAAAACCACCCUCGCCAAACACAAAUUCACCCACCAAAGGGAAAAGUCGUACAUCUGCGUGGAGUGUGGGAAGUCUUUCGUCCGCUGCCAGGGUGCUGAUAACCCCACGCACGAGGGGCAAGGUCCAUCCUCUGGGCAUUUAAUGGACAUCAAUUCACUAAUAACCUGUCCUAUGAAGACAAAAGGUCGCCUACCUUUGAUGGAUCCUGAAGGACGUGUCAUGCACAGAAGACGUUCCUUCAAGACCCAAGGCAGUGGCGCUGUUCCUCUACGGCACCGCUCCUUCUCACGUGGGAAAAACAAUGAGCAGAAGAUCCUGGAACUGACCAACAAGAUCAUCGAGCUGCUGACCGGGGAGGUCGCUGUGAGGUGUGAGGACGUGGCUGUCUAUUUCUCAGCGGAUGAGUGGGAUUAUGUACAAGGGCACAAGGCUCUUUAUGAGGACGCGAUGAUGGAGAAUCACCAGACCUUCACUUCACUGGAUGGAAAGACCCUGAAAGGACUUCAGAGUCCCGCUCGCUCAACCGACGAUAAACUCGUGGCAAACGUUAAAAGCCAGGAUCCUUCUGUUAUAAGGACAGGAGAGAACUCUGCUCCACGAGAAGAAAGGUUAGAACAUCUAUCUUCUGAGGAGGAGUCAACCUCAAGUGAAGAAGGACAUCUCCCAGACGGUGACAUCUCCCAGACCAGGACUCCACCGACUCGUAUCGAGGACAUUGAUGUGACUAAAGCCCAUACAGAGAAUCUAUCUCCUGGCAUCCAAGAAGAACCAACCUCCCGUGACCUCCCAGACACGUCUACACCCACAGAAGGUUCAUCUUCUCGCUUGGUGAUGGAAAGAUCCUCGCGUGAUGGACACGGGACCCCCGCGGAACCCCAACAGAUGGAGCAUGUAUCUACUCCCUUGAGGGACGAGUUGGCCUCGUGCGUCGAGGAAAAUUAUUUCAUGGCCCGCGACCUUUACCUACCCACAGAGCGUAAACCGAGAGAGUUUAUAUCUAGAAACAUGGACUACCGCAGGUCGAGCAAUAAGACGUUUGCCGGUAGAACGGAGCGCGGGAGCAGGACUGGAUUAGAUACCGCGUUCCGUGAAAGACCGCAAACCGCCGAGAACCUUUAUAACUGUUCAGACCUUCGCGAAUGUUUCGCUGGCGACACGCAUGUUGCGAAAUACCAUUUCGCGUGUUCGGUGUGCGAGAAACGUUUCGCGUAUAAAUCCGAGCUCAUGGCGCACUUGAGGACUCACACGGGCGAGAGGCCGUUCUCCUGCCCCGAAUGCGGGAAACGAUUCACGGCCAGGUCCCACCUCAUCGUGCACCGCAGGAUUCACACGGGCGAGAGGCCGUUCUCGUGCCCCGAGUGCGGGAAACGCUUCGCCGAUAAGUCCAACCUGGUCACCCACCUGCGGAUCCACACGGGGGAGAAGCCCUUUGCCUGCGCCGUGUGCGGGAAGCGCUUCAGCGACUACUCGAGCUGCGUCAGCCAUCGGGGCGUUCACACCGACGAGAAGGCGUUCGCGUGUGCCGCGUGCGGGAAGCGUUUCAAGUGCCAACCGUAUCUAAUCCGCCAUCAGAAGAUUCACGCAAGAGAGAAAAAUGUUUGA